AUGAGACCAUCUUCAGAUUUCCAGUUUCCUCCAGGAUUCAGGUUUCAUCCAUCUGAUGAGGAGCUCAUUAUUCAUUACUUGCGCAACAGGGUUGCUUCACGUCCAUUACCAGCAUCUAUCAUAGCUGAAAUUGAUCUGUACAAGUACAACCCAUGGGAUCUACCUAAGAAGGCUUUGUUUGGAGAAGAUGAAUGGUUUUUCUUUAGUCCGAGAGAUAGGAAGUACCCGAAUGGAGCAAGGCCUAACAGAGCAGCUGGAUCAGGUUACUGGAAGGCUAGUGGUACUGAUAGACCUAUUCUUACUUCUGGAUCAAAGAACAUUGGAGUCAAAAAAGCUCUAGUUUUCUACUCUGGUCGGCCUCCUAAAGGAAUCAAGACAGACUGGCUCAUGAAUGAGUAUAGGCUGCUUGACACAACAACGAAACCUUCAAGGUUGAAAGGAUCCAUGAGGUUAGAUGACUGGGUACUAUGUCGAGUUCGACAGAAAGGUAGCAUGUCAAAGAACUCAUCCGAAGUUCAAGACAGCCACAACAAAGACUUGUUUUGGUACUUACCAAAGAUGGAGGAAGCAUGUCGUACAUACACAAAUUAUAACACUGACAUGAUCACCGAGUGCUUGAACAAAGAUUGUCGACUAUUAGCUUCCAUACUUGCCGGGCAAACUUUACCUCCCAUUGAUACCAUCUCAUGUGUUAGCAAUCAAGAGAGUAACAAGGACAACAGUCUUACUCUGGUUUAUCAUGAAGAUGGUAGCAACAAGUUAAAUUCUCCAAUAACAGUUCCUUCCUUUGACAGUUCCAGCCCUAACGAGGACGCUAGGUGCAACAAUUUCCUCCCGUCUGACAACCAGGUCAGCAGCACCAGAAAUGAGGAUAUUCUACCUAGAGACACAAUACCCUGUACUGAUGUGAAGUACUAUGGCCAAAACCAAUCUCAAGACAGCUUCUACAAUCCUAAUCCAUGUGAUCAAAUCAGUGGCUUUCUUGAGCUUAACGAAUUGAUUCAAUGGUAAAUAUUUACAGUAAGGGAAACUUUUGCAAGACUUUCUGCAUAAUUCAGGUUGUACAACUGAAAAUGUAUAUAUAGCA
This is a messenger RNA of Ricinus communis (castor bean), 1087 nucleotides long. RefSeq names its product NAC transcription factor 29. NCBI's taxonomy places the organism in Eukaryota, Viridiplantae, Streptophyta, Magnoliopsida, Malpighiales, Euphorbiaceae. The record is from RefSeq and is a predicted model, not a curated record. Gene Ontology annotation, biological process: regulation of DNA-templated transcription. The coding region runs from base 1 to 1011 and encodes 336 amino acids. Gene Ontology annotation, molecular function: DNA binding. The transcript has 3 exons.